GUAUUUGAUGACGUAACAGCCACGUGACACAAACAGAAGUGACAUGGCGCGCAACAAAAGGACAUCGCUCGAAGCUUCUUUGUCUCAUUAGUGCGCCCUAAGUUAACUCAAUAUUUGCCUUAAACGACUACCGUUUGGUGUUUUCACACAUUCAACAUGGCCCUGGCGUCUUCUCGAGCUGCUGCGCUGUUCUUUCUAGUGGUUACGUCGGUUCUCGUCGCCGUCCUCAUUCAAACCGAGGCUAUGCCGCCUCGACUGGCGCUGACCUCCGUUGGUGUCUUCUCCCUGGUGGGCAUGGCGCUGGUCUGGAAGGACCUCCACUCUAAAGUGAGGGGGCAUGGCCGGACGUCGAGCAGCCUGCUCGGCCAAUACCUGGCCAUGAAGGCGGUGGGCUGGCUGGGCAGGCGACAGAGGGCCAAGCUGGAGGGCGACACGGUGGACGUGAGAAAGGUCCAGGAGGACACACUGAUUGGACGACUUAGGAAAAACCAGCAGACGAUUUACGGGAAACAGUUUGAUUUCAGUUCAAUAAAAGACAGCGCCACCUUUCGGGCGCGCCACCCCAUCACAACGUACAAGCACUAUCGUGAGCUCAUAGGUCGUGUGGCGGUGGGAGAGGAGAAGGUGAUCACUGCUGAGAAGGUCCUAAUCCUGGCUAUGACUUCUGGGACCUCUGGGCCCAGCGCAAUGCUGCUCAGCACCAGGGACACCAACGCAGAGUUCUUCCUGCAGGGCGUGGCUGUGUGUCUCGACGCCAUGCGCCAUGCUUUCCCAGCCACAGACAGCCUUCAGCGCACCACAAAGUUCUUCUACACGCCAACGUUUCGCCAGUCCGAGGCCGGCAUUCCUAUCGGGCCCAAUUCCUCCACACCAGCCUCCUCUCGCCACAUGCUGAACCUCUACACCACGCCGGCGCCCGCCUUCCAGGUUCCUAGCGAGAAGGACACGCUCUACCUCCAUCUCCUUUUUGCACUCAAAGACCCAAGUGUGGGGACACUCGAGUCCAACUUUGCCUCCACUGUCUUCUACGCCUUCAGUGCCUUGCAGGAGCGCUGGCAGGAACUGGUAGAAGACAUAGAGCGAGGGAAGGUGAGCGCUGCUCUGAAUCUGGAGCCUGAUGUUAGACUCAAGCUUGAAGCUCUCAUGAAGCCAGACCCCAAGAGAGCCUCUGAGCUGCGGGCACACUUCGAUGCAGGCUUUCAAGGAAUCGCCAAGCGCCUUUGGCCUGACCUCCACCUGGUUCUUGCUGUUGACUCGGGCUCCAAUCAGAUUUACGGGGAGAUGUUAAGGGCAAAUUACUGCCAAGGAAUCCCUUUCUACUCGCCUUUCUACGCCGCUACAGAAGGCUUGAUCGGGGUGAACUUGUGGCCCGAGGACCCGAGACGGCGCUACCUGCUGUGCCCUCGCUCCAUGUUCUGCGAGUUCCUGCCAGAGAGCAGUUUGGAGGAGGAGACGCCCCCUACCCUACUGAUGGAGGAAGUAAAGGAGGGUCAGAACUAUGAGCUGGUCAUCACCAACGCAGCCGGCCUCUACAGAUAUCGUAUUGGAGACAUUGUGAAAGUGGCUGGAUUCCACAACAAAUGUCCGAUUGUUGAGUUUCAAUACAGGCGUGGCCAGAUGUUGAACGUACGUGGGGAGAAAGUGUCCGAAGCGUUGUUCCUUAAUGCUUUAAAGAAAGCUGUCACUCAGUGGCCCGGCGCUCAGCUGGUCGAUUACUGCUGUGCAGAGAGUGGCAUUCUGGGAGACUCCACUGGGGGCAGUGACCCACACUACCAAGUCUUCAUUGAGCUGAAAGGUGUAAGGAACCUCACAGAAGAGCAACGCUACAAGUUGGACGUGUGCCUCCAACAGAACUCGGCAGUAUACAGGUCCUAUCGCAUCAAAGGCAGCAUCGGACCAAUGAGGGUGCAGCUGGUGGCCCCCGGUGCAUUCAAUGAACUCUGUAAGCAGAUGAUGAGCUUUUCCAACACCUCUCCUAACACCUUCAAAAUGCACCGGGUUCUGCGGCGGAAGGAAUAUGCCGACUUCCUCUUGGGGAAAACGGUCUCCUGAACACUUGCAGGCGCAAAGCCGUGCAUGAUGGGAUUUUCCACCAUGCACAGCUGUAAAAGGUGAUUUCAUUGCUAGUGCCUUCAACACAACACUUAAUAUUUCUGUGUUCCACCAGCAUCCUUUGGGUUGUUGCGUUUGGAACAUCUUAACAAUAUUUGUUUGUGAAUUAGCCAAUUAAUUUGAUUCAAAUGUAUGAUAAGUGGAACAACUGUGGGAUACGGUAUAGGUCAUCUUCAACAUUUAUAAAUAUUGAUUCUGUCCUGUUCAUUAUAUUAUUACAUUUUCAUUAAAAUUAAUCAUAACUAUUUUUAA
This is a messenger RNA of Nerophis ophidion (straightnose pipefish), 2364 nucleotides long. RefSeq names its product GH3 domain containing (gene ghdc). Lineage: Eukaryota; Metazoa; Chordata; Actinopteri; Syngnathiformes; Syngnathidae. The record is from RefSeq and is a predicted model, not a curated record. Gene Ontology annotation, molecular function: acid-amino acid ligase activity. Gene Ontology annotation, cellular component: cytoplasm. The transcript has 11 exons. Bases 157 to 2052 code for a protein of 631 amino acids.